Penaeus indicus is the source of this 1012-nucleotide messenger RNA. Its product is annotated as thioredoxin-related transmembrane protein 1-like. The annotation marks the transcript as partial. NCBI's taxonomy places the organism in Eukaryota, Metazoa, Arthropoda, Malacostraca, Decapoda, Penaeidae. The record is from RefSeq and is a predicted model, not a curated record. The transcript has 6 exons. Gene Ontology annotation, cellular component: endomembrane system. Gene Ontology annotation, molecular function: disulfide oxidoreductase activity.
UGUGUGUGGCAGAGGCCGUUCCUCCUCCAACAUGGCGACUGACAGGCGGAGACCCACGCUGCUCCUCCUAGCUUCCUUCGUGUUUUUUCACGUCGUCUCGCGUUCCUGGGCCAAGGCGGGCGUCGUGGAGCUCGAUGAAGACAAUUGGCACCAGAUGCUCGAGGGGGAAUGGAUGGUGGAGUUCUUUGCCCCUUGGUGCCCUGCCUGCAAAGCCUUGAAGCCCAUUUGGCAAGACUUUGCAACCUGGAGCGAUGACUUGGGCAUCUCCGUGGGACAGGUGGAUGUCACAAACUCCCCAGGAUUGUCAGGUCGCUUCAUGGUCACUGCAUUGCCCACAAUUUAUCACGUAAAGGAUGGAAAGUUCCGACAGUACCGGGGCUCCCGAGACAAGGACGAAUUCAUGAGCUUUGUGGAGGAGCGGCGAUGGCAGGAAGUGGAAGAGGUGCCCGCGUGGAAGUCGCCGGCCUCCUUCCAGAUGUCGGUUGUUUCGCAGUUUUUCAAGCUCUCCAUGGUUCUCCGAGGAGUUCAUUCAGUCCUAGUGGAAGACUAUGGACUCCCAACAUGGGGGUCGUACCUCGUCUUUGCCCUCGCCACCAUCUUGGUCGGUGCCUUGCUCGGCUUGAUCCUGGUGUGUAUCAUCGAUUUUGUGUUCCCUCCCAAGGCACCAGGCCCAGCUCCGGUUGUCACUUCAGCUGGUCUUAAAGCAGAUGAUGAUGAGGAAGAUUUAGUAGAGGAUACUAAAGCAAAGAGUGAAGAUGCUGAGGAGGAGUCGCAAGGACAAGAAGAAAGUGAUGAUAAAGAGGAAAGAAAGAAAGCAGGUAGUGGAGAUGAAAAUGAAGAUGUAGAAGAGGAUGAGGAGGAGGAGGAGGGAGAGGAGGAGCAGAAAGACAAUGAGGAAGAAGAAAAGAAGGAAGAAGAGGAGGAGGAGGAGGAGGAGGACUCUCAAGCUGAAGAAGACAAAGAAUCAGGAAGCCCCAAAACCUCUCCAGAAGUGAGGCGGCGACGGCCAAGG